Molecule: messenger RNA, 672 nt
Organism: Procambarus clarkii (red swamp crayfish)
Lineage: Eukaryota; Metazoa; Arthropoda; Malacostraca; Decapoda; Cambaridae
Source: RefSeq, a predicted model, not a curated record
UGCCGCUCAGUGCAGUCUAGGCCGCCAGCUUGUCCGGCGCGUACCAUGCAGAGCAGUGGCUUGGUCCUCUGGCUCGUGGCUCUGGCGUGCGCGUGUGACCCUUGCCUGGCAUCCUCCAGUGGCACCGGCCACCAGCGCCCCCGCAACACCCUCCUGGCACUGGUGCGGGCGGCCACGGCCCUCCACCAUCAUCCGCCCGCCGCCCACCCGCCCCAGAUACCCGCACUACCCGCCAACGCGCUCUUAGAAUACCCGCAUCUGUAUCGUCGCCACCAUGUGGCUCCUAACGUGCCCCCGGGACCUAUCCUGCCGGCGGGGCACCGCCACUACGAGCAGGCCGAGCAGCAGCCUCCAGCAGACGCCGACGAGGAGCUGCUGCAGGAGGAGCAGCAGCAGGAGGAGCAGCAGGAGCGGCGGCGGGCGUGGGGUAAACGUGGGGGCCAGCAGCAGCAGGAGAGUGAUGCCCCAGUGAGCGGAGGGGCGGGCGAGGGGCAGCAGGAGCAGGAGGAGGAAGCAGCAGUAGCGGCGGGGCUGCAGCAGGUAGGAGCCUCCAUAGCCACCAACUUCCUCAGGCACGCCCGCUCCGGCCCCAGGCCCUACGACGUCCCCAGAAUCGGUGAGUCUUCCUGUUCUCUAUAUUAUUGGUACAACCUACCCCCAAACACCCACUAA